Molecule: messenger RNA, 1016 nt
Organism: Saprolegnia diclina VS20
Lineage: Eukaryota; Oomycota; Saprolegniomycetes; Saprolegniales; Saprolegniaceae
Exons: 1
Coding region: 43-1005 (320 amino acids)
Biological process (GO): L-cystine transport
Cellular component (GO): vacuolar membrane
Molecular function (GO): L-cystine transmembrane transporter activity
Source: RefSeq, a predicted model, not a curated record
AUUUCGUCAACGUUAUCGUUAUCGCUCAUUUCCCAAUCGACCAUGUCCACUGCACCCGCCGCGACGCCUUCGCUGACGCAAGCACCGCUCCCGUCCAUCCACGGCCCCGUCGCAUGGGUCCAGCGCAACGGCGUGGCGAUCGGCGUCGCCAUCAUUGCAAUUAUCGGCUUUGGCCUUGGCUUUGGCCUCGACGCCAAUGACAACGUGCCCGCGCCGUACAACCGCGUCUCGUCCAUCAUCGGCUGGACCUACUUUGCGUGCUGGAGCGUGAGUUUCUGGCCGCAGAUCUUCCUCAACUGGCGCCUCAAGAACGUCGAAGGUCUCUCGAUCGACUUUAUCGCGUACAACAUUGUCGGCUUCUCGUGCUACACAGUGUACAACUCGUCGUUCUACUGGAGCGAGUCGGUCCAGGACGAGUACAAGGCGCUCCACAACGGGUCGCCCAACUCGGUGCAGGUCAACGACGUCUUCUUUGGCAUCCACGCGGUCGCGGUGACCGCGCUCACGUACUACCAGACGACCAUCUACCCGCGUGGCGAGCGCAAGGUCUCGACCGUGUGCAAGAGUCUGAUUGCGCUCGCGCUCACGAUCAUCGCGGCGUUCCUCAUCAUCCACCUCGCGUCGCCGUCGAGCUCGUUCUUCACGAAGCUCAACUUCCUCUACCUCCUCAGCUACGUCAAGCUCGCCAUCUCGCUCGUCAAGUACAUUCCGCAGGUGUACCUCAACUACAAGCGCCAGUCGACGAUCGGCUGGACCAUCUACAACGUGCUGCUCGACUUUUCCGGCGGUCUCCUCUCGAUCGUGCAGCUGCUCAUGGACGGCGCGUCGACGCACGACUGGUCCUCGGUUACGGGCAACCCGGUCAAGUUUGCGCUGGGCUUUGCGAGCAUGUUCUUUGACGUGAUCUUCAUGACGCAGCACUACAUUCUGUACCGCCACUCCAACUCGGCCGACCAACUCGACGUCAAGGCCGACCACGCCAACUCGCCCUUCCUCAAGGUCUAAGACCAGGAAUU